AGAGAAGUCACUCUGCAGACCCCUGAUCGUCAGGUAAAGGCCAGCCGAUUCUUCACAUAUUGAUCUUUUUCUUGUCGUCUGUCUCAGACCAAGAGGGGAAUGAACUUAAACAUGCAUCUAAAAAUUGUGAUCUUCACCAUGUCAUUCCUGACAACUUCAGCAUACCCUCUCCACCGUCACACCAGGGAGGCAACCUGGACCGAUUCAAAGGCCAACCAGGCUCAUGACAAGACAGAACUCACAAAAGAUGUCGAGAAUAUCUACAAGAGCCACAUAGACAGCAGCGGGCUUUACAACCCAGACGACGACAACAAAAACCCCGUGGCAGAAGACAUGCAACGCAAGCUCAACAUGGAGUCGGAGCGGCUGCGAACCCGUCUGCGCCAAGAGCUGGCCGAGCUCCGGGAGAGGCUGUCCCCGUCUCCGGGCCACCUCAGCUCCACCCUGGCCAGCAUGAGGGAGCGCCUGGCUCCCCUCACCCAGCAGCUCCAGAGCUCUCUCAGCAGCAACACCCAAGACCUGUGUGGCCAGCUGAGCCUCUAUCUGCAGGGCCUGGAGACGGCAGAGGCCCAGGCAGCUGCCAGUCCGGCUCUGUACCUCGAAGCCUUCCACUGGAUGAGCCAAACCCUGGAGCACAGCAGCUCCAAGGUGGCUGACCUCAUCAGCGACUUCCACACUAAAACCAUCGGGGUGAUCGAACAUCUGAAACAGAUCAGCGGUGGCGAGCGAGAGGCGGCCAAGUCUGAGCUCUGGCAGGAAAUUAACUCCCGCUUGGGACAGGAAGUGAGUUCUGUGAGGAUGGAGGCACAGAGCAGGGUGGGUGCUCUUAAAGCAGAGCUCGCUGCUCUGAUAGAAACGGCACAGCCUGGUAAGGCUGAAGUGGCGGCCAGUAUGGAGCGGUUCUGCCAAAACGCAGCGCUGCAGAGCCAAGUGUUUGAGGCCCGGAUGGAGAGGCUGUUUCAGGGGCUAGAGGAGGAGCAGCGGGCCUCCAGCCUGGCUCCUUCUUCUCCCUCCUCGUCCACAGAGCAAGUUGGCCAUUUGCGAGAGGACUUCUCAGUUAAACUCUCAGCUCUGAUCCAAGACAUUCUGCACUCAGUCGAGUAAAAGAGGCAACAUGGCCUCACAGAAAUCCGUGAAAUAGCCACGGAUUUCGCUUAACUCAAAAUCCGUGGAAUAGCCACGGAUUCGCUCAAAUUUCCGUGAAACUGACACGGAUUUCGCUACAAUGCAAGUUAAUGACAUAGUCAUAUCCCGUGGCUAUUCCAACAUACAAAGUGAUUAUGUACAUUCACUGAGUGAAUAUUUAGAAAAUAAAACAUAUAUUUCUCGCUACAAAUGUGAUCAAAAUCCAUUUUUAUGCAGAAAAUAAGUCAAAAUAUUGAUUUUUCACUAAAGAUGAGACAACUGUCCGCCAUGUUUUUUGUUCUGACCGCCGGAACCUUGAAAGUCACGUGACUUGGAACGAACCAAUAGCCACGGGAUAUGACUGUCAUUAACUUGCAUUCUAGCGAAAUCCGUGUCAGUUUCACGGAAAUUUGAGCGAAUCCGUGGCUAUUCCACGGAUUUUGAGUUAAGCGAAAUUCGUGGCUAUUUCACGGAUUUCUGUGAGACCAGGUUGAAAAGAGGCAACUCUAUAUUUAAACAGAAAACUACUAAUUAACUGCUGUUAUGGUCCUUUAACCCAUUGAAGUCUGGAAAGCGGAUACGUCGUUUUGUAGUAUUUGUAUAAGCUCUCAAAUACUUGUUGAAUUUCAUUUCUAUCUGCUACAGAGGCUGAAAAAUCUAUUAUUUAGUAGGAAGCGUUGAAACUUCUGUUGAAUUUUGGUUUUACAGGCAGUUUUAGGCGUCAAUGGGUUAAAGUGUUCAUGUCAUGACUUUUAUUCUUGUCCAUGAAUUUGGUUUGUUUGCCAAAGUAAGUAGCCUGUAAAUAUUUAUGAAUAUUUGGUUUUCACUGAUGUAUUUGUUUUUUGCUCUGUGUGUGAAUGUAAGUAUAUAUUUACUGUGUGCCAUAAUGUACAAAGACAUGUGUAAAGAGUGAAGUUAUCGAUGAUAGAAAUUGUUGUUUAUUAAUGAUGUAAUAUCAACCACAGAGUGCAACACCAAACUGAUUUCAAGCUUUAUUUUUAAUAUGUACAAAACCUAGAAACAGAUCUGACUUGUAUACUGCAGAUUAUAACGUGUUAAAAAAUAUAUUUAAAGUGUUUAAAGCAAUGAGAUUCUGUACAUGUUGCCCAAAACUGGUAAGACUUGUAGGUUGUUUUAAAAGCAA
Centropristis striata (black sea bass) is the source of this 2269-nucleotide messenger RNA. RefSeq lists its product as uncharacterized. Lineage: Eukaryota; Metazoa; Chordata; Actinopteri; Perciformes; Serranidae. The record is from RefSeq and is a predicted model, not a curated record. The transcript has 4 exons. The coding region runs from base 100 to 1104 and encodes 334 amino acids.